Messenger RNA from Paramecium sonneborni, 1075 nucleotides. The record is from the annotation of a GenBank genome assembly. NCBI's taxonomy places the organism in Eukaryota, Ciliophora, Oligohymenophorea, Peniculida, Parameciidae.
UAUGAUUUAAAAACCUUCUUUAGAGAAUAUAUUAAAAUAAAAAUGGAGUGAUAAAUAUGAAAAAUAAAGAAUACUAUUUCGAUCCACUUUAAAAUUCAUUCAUACCAAAUCAAUUUAACCAUUCAAAGGAUAUUUUAAUUUAUAAUUAGUAAUCUUUAUCUAUUCAAUUAGAGAUUGAAAAUAAAGUACCAACUCAAAUAAGAGAUCCUGAAACAGAAUUGAUAGGAGAAUUUAAUGAGAAUGAUAUUAACUUUCUAAAUGUGGAGUAAGAAGAAAUCCUUUUUAGAGUAGAUUUCUCUACUGGGGAAAUUAUAGUUGAUGAUAAUAAUCUUAAUGAAAAUAAUGACAAUCCAAUACUCAUUAAUACUGCCCCAAUUUGUUCAUAUCAUUCAAUUGUUGUUCCAUUCUUAAAUUCUAAAUUUCAAUAACUUCUAAGUGGAUUUAUUGCAGAAAGUGUUUUUAUCCUCUUUAAAAUUUCAUCCUAACCACAUCUAAGAAUAGGAUAUAAUAGGUAUUCCAUAUUUUUAUUUAUUUUAUUUAGUAAAUUAGCCAAUUGUUCUAUAAAUCAUUUACAUUUACAUCUUAUUUAUGUUGAUUAAAUUUUUGAAAAUAAUCGAUUCCCUAUCGAAGAAUUUCCCAUCAAACCCUUAGCUGAUAUACGUAAUGCAACCCUUGGAUAAGUUGAAAACUAUCCUAUUAGAACAUUAGUAGUGACUGGUGAAAACAUCAUUGAAUUGCUAUCUAUUACAAUCGAUACACUUUUGGCUUAUGAAAUACCUCAUAAUAUUAUGUUUGUUAGUCCAUAAUUAGCAUACAUUUUUCCUAGAGUAUUAAUUAUAUUACAUUAUUAUAGAAAAAUCAAUUUGAAUUUAUUCAUGAACAUGGAAUGAAACCGGCAUUUGUUGAACUUAGUGGAUUAAUGGUUUGUAGAACUAAAAAGUAUUAUGAAGAAUUAACUCUUAAAGAAAUUGAAAUCAGAUUAUCUGAAUUAACUCAUCCUCUAUUUGACAAUGUUGUCUAAGAAUUAAUCAUGUUAUCAGCUGAAUGAUAUUGAUAUAAGAGGUAUAAAAUUAAC